AUGCCAGACGACCCACAGGCGUCCCUCAUCGGCGUCGCUAUCGCAUGUGCGGGCAACAUUCUCAUUUCCCUCGCCCUGACAGUACAAAAGCUCGCUCACAAACGAGGAGCCGAGAAGGCUGCAGCAGCACAGGCUGUUGAAGCCGCAUCCAAGUUUGGCCGGCUGUCACUUCACGGUCCACCCCAUAUUGACCAGCUUGUUCUCAACGACGACUACGUCGACCCCCUGACGCCGACGACCCGCCCCCUCCCUGCGUCGCGCUUGCCAGGCUCCGACCGCAAUGGUGGCCGGACGGACAUUCCGUUGUCCUCGAGCAGUGGGACCGAUACACCACCGCUUGCCUCGGAGGGCACAUACCUCACCUCGCGGUUAUGGUGGUUUGGCCUCGGCUUAAUGGCCGUCGGGGAAGCAGGCAACUUUCUGUCGUACGGAUUCGCUCCAGCUUCUGUCGUUGCCCCUUUGGGAACCGUCGCUCUCAUCGCAAACUGUGUGUUUGCGCCCCUCGUCUUGGGGGAGAGCUUUACCAUGCGGAACGUGAUGGGAAUGCUCCUCGCGAUUCUCGGUGCUGUCACCGUCGUGUGGUCGAGCCGGGACUCAAAUAAGCGGAUGUCCCCCGACGAGCUAUGGGCUGCGAUAACUGCCCCUUUGUUUAUUAUUUACACGGCCGUAAACAUCGCCGUCAUUGUCCCCCUUACCCUCCUUUCUUCUCGCGAUUCCUGGGGCGGCAAGUACAUCGGCAUCGACGUUGGCGUUUGUGCCCUCUUUGGCGGAUACACCGUCAUGGCCACCAAGGCGCUCUCGUCGCUCGUGUCGACAAAGUUCCUUGCCGCACUGCGGUAUCCCAUUGCGUGGGCGGCUAUUGUGGUGCUCGUGGCCACGUCCGUGUUCCAGAUCAAGUUUUUGAAUCGUGCGCUCAUGCGCUUCGAGUCCAAGGAGGUGAUACCCACUCAAUUUGUCUUCUUCUCCCUCUCAGCCAUCAUAGGCAGUGCGGUGUUGUACAACGAAUUCCAAGACGUUGGAUUCUCGCAUUUUGUCAACUUUACUUUCGGAAUUGCCACCACCUUCCUUGGCGUCUACUUCCUCACCACCCCUGGCAAUGUUGCCACGGAGGCGCCGUCCCGUACCUCUCUCGAGGUCGUGGACGAAGAAACCCCUCUUCUUACACCACCACGCCGCCCCUCUCUCGUACCCAACCUUCCUAUCGGCAUCGGUGCCGCCCCAGCCCUCCCACCUGCCCAUGUAGGUCGCCUCAUAAAACGCACCUCCUCCACCAACCUCGCCGUCGGUAUCAACUCGCAAGGCAGCCUGCUCCUUCUCGCGACCACACCGCCGGUCACGCCCAGUGCACCCGGUGGCCAUAGCCAUGGUCACACGAGGGACAGGUCGAUGAGUCUGGGCCGUGCGUUUUCCGGGUUGACCCGCUGUAUCUUCUAG
Molecule: messenger RNA, 1434 nt
Organism: Apiotrichum porosum
Lineage: Eukaryota; Fungi; Basidiomycota; Tremellomycetes; Trichosporonales; Trichosporonaceae
Exons: 5
Coding region: 1-1434 (477 amino acids)
Biological process (GO): magnesium ion transport
Cellular component (GO): membrane
Molecular function (GO): magnesium ion transmembrane transporter activity
Source: RefSeq, a predicted model, not a curated record